AUGGCCGACGACGCAGAGCCGCGCCCGGCAAAGCGCUCAAAGAACGUCGCGCGGGCGUGCGACGCUUGUAGGGCGGGCAAGCGCAAGUGCGACGGCGCGCUACCGUGCAGCGUGUGCAAGCACGGCGACAAGGUGUGCGCCUACACGCUCGGCGACAAGCGCCGGCGAGUGUCGUCGACCCCGCUCGUCACCGAGGCGCCCGCCGCCGGCCCGUCCAACCAUGCCGCCCUCCCACCCUCCCUUCCGACCCCUCCCCAGUUCAAUGCCGCCAUCUAUCCUCCUCCUCCGCCCAUCGUCAGCGCUCCCGUAUCGUACACGGACCGGUCGCCCGGCAUCCGAGGGCGCACCUUGCCGCCGAUGGAGUUCGGACCCGCACCUCGAUCCGCCGCCGACGACAAGAUGCUCGCGUCCCUCACGCGCGCCAUGGCCAACGAGCCGGCGCCAGGCGGCACGCAGAGCGAUGUUCACGACGCAGCCCCUCCUGGCGCAGCAGAAGAAGCCGAAAACGCGCCAAGUUUCCUCGCCAGCAUCCACCGUCACCUGUCGACCGUCUUCUCGCUUCGCGCUCAGCCCAAAGGGCGCGAGAACGAGGACCUCCUCGAGCCGGACAAGGGCAUCGCCUCGUUCUUCCUCCCGACCAAGGAGGAGGGGCUCGCGUACGUGCGCUGCUACUUUGAGCAUGCAUCGUCGACCUACCGCUUCGUCGACGAGGAGGACGUGACCGCCCUCGCCGACCGCUUCUUCGCCCGGGAUCCCGAGGCGAUCGCCGACGCCGAGUCGACAGCGCUUCUUCUCGCCGUUCUCGCGACCGGGUGCCUGUGGACGCCGAGCUGGACCGGGCAGGACCCAGAGAUCCUCACGCCUCAAGCGAUCAUGCUGUAUCACGCCGCACAGCGCCAGCUUGCGCGAAUACCGCCUUUCCCGGCUCGACUCGGCCUGAUCCGCAUCCACCUCACGAGCACGCACUUCCUCCUCGGCAUUGCUCGGUUCUCGGCCGCCUACGUCAAGUUCAGCACCGCCGGUCGGCUCGCCCUCAUGCUCGGCCUGCACCGCCACGACUCGAGCCUGCCGCCGCUCGAGCGCGAGAAACGGCGACGCGUCUUCUGGUCGAGCUUCAUGAUGGACCGCUACGUCGCGGCCGUCGUCGGCCUGCCGUGCCUGUACGACGAGCGCGACAUCUCGCAGCGCUACUUUGCCGUCCCCGACAACGCGACGCUGCGGGCCGACAUCGCGCAGCAGAACCGGGUCCUCAUCGGCUCUCUCGCUCACAUCAAGCUCACCCGCAUCCUCGGCCACGCCAUCCGCCUUCUCGGCUCGCCCAAGGAGGUCACGCCGUACGAGCGCAAGGCCCGCACGGCCACGCUCGAGGCCGAGCUCUCGCAAUGGUCGCUCGAGUCGCCGGCGUUCUUCCAGCCGUCGCCGACCGGUCGCGACGCCCUCGACGAGGCGUUCGCCCAGGUGCCGCACAUCUUUGAGCGGCAGCGCCGCCGGUGCCACUCGGCGUACCACUUCGUCAAGCUCCUCAUCUACCGCAGCUACAUCCUCGACGAGCUCCUGAACCGCCUGCGGCCGUCGGCGACGCCGCCCUCGAGUACGCCGUCGGCCGAGGUCAAGAUCUGCGUGCACGCCGCCAUGCAGAUCAGCGAGGUCGCCAUCAUGAUGCAGGACCAGAGCUCGUACUCGGGCAUGUUCUGGAGCACGGCCUACUUUACCUUUGCCGCCCUCACCGUCCUGUUCGUCUACCUCAUCCUGUACCUCGACGCGCCCGACCGGGCCCAGGUCGAGGGGGUCAUCUCGCGCGCGAUGAAGGCCAACAAGCGCACGUCGGGCAAGGUCGCCUCGCACGAGGCCAUCUUCAAGGAAUCGCGCCGCAUCGCCAGCAUCCUCCGUCCUCCUGCUCCUGCCGCGGUUCCCGGCUCGCCGACUCGCUCUACCGCCGCCGGUCCGUCCUCCGUCGACAUGUCGGUCGACGUAGCAGAGCCCACCGGCCUGCCUUUCUUCCUAUCGUCUGAGCUGGCGGCGCAGGGCGACGAGAACGCGGGCGCAGGCGCGACGACGACGGACUGGGAAACGCUCCUCGACGAGCUGCACGGCAUGGUCCAGGCCGGGUUUGACGUGACGAGCGAGGGAGCGUUCGCGGCGGGUGCGGCGGCGCCCGCGUUUGACGGGUUCGGCGCGACGAGCGAGCGAGGAGCAGCAUUCGAGUGGCCUCCCGUGGGUCGAGUUUGA
Rhodotorula graminis WP1 is the source of this 2229-nucleotide messenger RNA. RefSeq lists its product as uncharacterized. The record is from RefSeq and is a predicted model, not a curated record. NCBI's taxonomy places the organism in Eukaryota, Fungi, Basidiomycota, Microbotryomycetes, Sporidiobolales, Sporidiobolaceae. The coding region runs from base 1 to 2229 and encodes 742 amino acids. Gene Ontology annotation, cellular component: nucleus. Gene Ontology annotation, biological process: DNA-templated transcription; positive regulation of transcription by RNA polymerase II. Gene Ontology annotation, molecular function: sequence-specific DNA binding; zinc ion binding; DNA-binding transcription factor activity, RNA polymerase II-specific. The transcript is spliced from 10 exons.